GUCAUACAGCAUAUUCGACAAUAAUCGCCAGGAUCCCACGGGGCUGACAGCUGCUCUUCAAGCCACAGACCUGGCUGGAGUUCUGCACAUGCUCUACUGUGUCCUCUUCCAUGGCACCAUCUCGGACCCCAGCACUGCCAGUCCCAAGGAGAGCUACACUCAGAACACCACCCAAGUAGCCAUUCAGAGUCUGCGUUUCUUCAACAGUUUUGCAGCUCUUGAUCUGCCUGCUUUCCAGUCUAUUGUAGGGGCAGAGGGCUUGUCCCUUGCAUUCCGACAUAUGGCUAGCUCCCUGCUAGGCCACUGCAGCCAAGUCUCUUGUGAAAGCCUCCUUCAUGAAGUCAUCGUCUGUGUGGGCUACUUCACUGUCAACCAUCCAGAUAACCAGGUGAUCGUGCAGUCAGGCCGCCACCCUACUGUGCUGCAGAAGCUGUGCCAGCUGCCCUUCCAGUAUUUCAGCGACCCACGGCUCAUCAAAGUGCUGUUCCCUUCGCUGAUCGCCGCCUGUUACAACAACCGUCAGAACAAGGUCAUCCUAGAACAGGAGAUGAGCUGCGUCUUACUGGCCACCUUCAUUCAGGAUUUUGCACAGACUCCAGGUCAGCCAGAUAACCAGUCUUACCAGCCCAAAGGAAAGUACCCUGAUCCUCAAGACUACCUUGAGCUGGCUAACAGAUUUCCUCAGCAGGCCUGGGAAGAAGCUCGACAGUUUUUCUUGAAAAAAGAGAAAAAAUGAAUUUUGUAACUGGUUCUGUAUUUGAGUGCCCUUGUUGCUAUUUU
Castor canadensis (American beaver) is the source of this 780-nucleotide messenger RNA. NCBI's taxonomy places the organism in Eukaryota, Metazoa, Chordata, Mammalia, Rodentia, Castoridae. The record is from RefSeq and is a predicted model, not a curated record.